Messenger RNA from Hippocampus comes (tiger tail seahorse), 582 nucleotides. RefSeq names its product acylphosphatase 1, erythrocyte (common) type (gene acyp1). Bases 179 to 475 code for a protein of 98 amino acids. Gene Ontology annotation, molecular function: acylphosphatase activity. NCBI's taxonomy places the organism in Eukaryota, Metazoa, Chordata, Actinopteri, Syngnathiformes, Syngnathidae. The transcript is spliced from 3 exons. The record is from RefSeq and is a predicted model, not a curated record.
CGUCACUUUCGUCACUUCUGGAAAUAAGAGUUCGACCGUAAACUACAUCCGAGAUCGUCUUUAACGUCCAAUCUGUUUGAAUAACGUUCAGAUUUUAGACGACAAAGCAUGCCGCUGCUGUACCCCAUGUGUUUUGGUUACAAGAUCGCCAGUGGCGUAUUGUUUUUCAGUGUGCAGCAUGUCAGACGGAGAAUCGAUCUCUGUGGAUUAUGAAGUAUUUGGAAGAGUCCAAGGAGUCUUUUUUCGGAAAUAUACACAGGCCCAGGCCAAGAAGCUUGGCCUUGUAGGUUGGGUCCAAAACACAGGUGCGGGAACUGUGCAAGGGCAGCUGCAGGGCCCACGCAAAAAGGUGACAGAAAUGCAACAAUGGCUCAAAUCCACUGGGAGUCCCAAGUCACAGAUUACCAAGGCAGAGUUCAAGAAUGAGAAAACUGUUGUCCAUCUUGAUCACUCGUCUUUUGACAUUGUAAAAUGACUCGUACUUUAUUAGCCUACAAGCACUUAUUUAUUUUGUCUGUCCUUUCUUAAUAUUUGUUUAAAUGUGUUACUUAUAAUGUACAGUAUUGAAAAAUGCACAAAAAU